Messenger RNA from Diorhabda carinulata, 5077 nucleotides. RefSeq names its product protein gooseberry-like (gene Prd). Lineage: Eukaryota; Metazoa; Arthropoda; Insecta; Coleoptera; Chrysomelidae. Bases 214 to 1722 code for a protein of 502 amino acids. The record is from RefSeq and is a predicted model, not a curated record. Gene Ontology annotation, biological process: regulation of transcription by RNA polymerase II; anatomical structure development. The transcript is spliced from 7 exons. Gene Ontology annotation, molecular function: DNA-binding transcription factor activity, RNA polymerase II-specific; RNA polymerase II cis-regulatory region sequence-specific DNA binding.
AGUUCUGAAGUUGAAAUGUUCUUGAUAAGUUUGAAGACCUAUCGGAGACAAAUAAAGUUACGUUUAAACGCUUGAAAUACAUUAUUUUUACUACCUAAUUGGUUUUCGAACUUUUUUCUAAGUGCGCUCGAGACAUUUGCUUAAUUAUUUUAGUGGUGCAGUGCUCAAAUUAUUUCUCAUUAAGUGAUACCUGGGACGCUGAAUUCGCGAAAAAUGACUGUUACCGGAAAUUUUGGAAUGAUGCCUCGACCGUGUUUUUCAGGUUAUCCUUUCCAAGGUCAGGGAAGAGUAAAUCAACUAGGAGGAGUGUUUAUAAACGGAAGACCGCUUCCCAAUCACAUAAGACUGAAGAUAGUAGAAAUGGCAGCUGCUGGAGUUCGACCUUGUGUCAUAUCCAGACAACUCAGAGUGUCACAUGGAUGCGUUAGUAAAAUUUUAAACAGAUAUCAGGAAACCGGAUCGAUACGUCCUGGUGUGAUUGGCGGUUCCAAACCUCGAGUAGCAACUCCAGAAGUAGAAAGUAGAAUAGAACAAUAUAAAAGGGAAAACCCUUCGAUUUUCAGUUGGGAAAUUCGCGAUAGAUUAGUCAAAGAAGGAAUAUGCGAUAGAAGUACCGCCCCCAGCGUAUCCGCUAUAUCAAGACUUCUUCGAGGAAAAGGAGGAGAAUAUGAAGGAGACGAAAAAUCCACUGAUAACGAAGGAGGUUCGGAUUGUGAAAGCGAACCUGGAAUUCCAUUAAAAAGGAAACAACGUCGAUCUAGAACCACAUUUACCGCACAUCAAUUAGAUGAAUUGGAAAAAGCCUUCGAAAGAACUCAAUAUCCCGAUAUAUAUACGAGAGAAGAACUAGCUCAAAGGACUAAGCUUACAGAGGCAAGAAUUCAGGUCUGGUUCAGCAAUAGAAGAGCUAGAUUGAGGAAACAACUUUCUUCUUCAUCGUCAUCAUCAUACGCUUCUUUGGGAGUUGUUGGAGGACCUUACAGUGCUCCUUCUACCCCAUACGCCUCGUCCCUCGGCCAAGGAUUAAGCGAUAGCACUUUCCCGAAUUCGGGAGCCACCGCUUCGAGUACUAGUCAUAUGACUGAACUAUACCCAAAUCAUGGUGGUCAUUCAAUAUCCCCUAAUUUACCAAUUUCAGAUGUGAAAUGGGAACAUUCUCUUCCACACAACCCCUACACAUCUCACCCGAUUUAUCCUUCUAACAUAAUGCCGAUAUCCCAAACUUUAACCCCUUCUAUUAGCCUUUCCUCCAACGUACAACCAAGCUCUUCUCCUAGUAUGACUACAAAUACACUACAGAGUAUAUCUCAAACGACUGAGAUAGGGGAAUAUAAAGAUGGAAAUCAUAAUACGGUGCACAAUUCAUCCAGUCCGUCUGUUGGUCAGCAAAAUUAUACGAACAUGGUACCUACAUCUGGAAUUGCUACGUUGAUUGGACCAAAUAGCGCAAACAGCAACAGUAACGAAGCGCCCUGUACGGAAUCCAACACGGACCACCAUCUACCUUCUCAAUGGCACAUGUCUUCACCCCAUCAAAUAAGAAACGUGAGUCCGACGUUGCCGAAUCAAGGUAUUCCAGGUAGUUUGAGUCAAUUGGGACAACCGUUAUCGCAAGGUUUGGGUGGGUUUGCGCAGACCGGAAUGCAGCCGAGCAUUCACAGUUACCACUCUCAUCAGGCAUCGAAAACAUUUGGACAUCAACCUUUUUACGGAUGGUAUUGAAGUCGAUUCAAUAAAUUAUUAAUUCGGAGAAAAUCAAGUUGAAAACUUGAUUAUAAAUUCAAUCAUGUCCAUGUGCUAGGAAGCACUGUAAAUGCUUAAAAAGCCGAAUUAUUUCGAUAAACGAUUUUAUUAGCGAGAUCGAUUUUUGAAGAUGAAGUUAAUGUAUCGAAGCACAUAAAACAGAACGUUUCUGGUUUAAUUGCCGUCUUCAGUACGUUAUCAAAUAAGAUGUUGAAGUUGAAAACAACUUCUAUCAAAAACGUGGAGAUAAUAAUUUCUGUUAGCGGUUUGAUUUUAAAAUUCUUUCACCGCACUAUAUUUUUGUAUAAAAUACUUGAAUAAAUUUUUUAAAACGCCAAAAAUGUACCUAAACUUCAAAGAUUUCCUCACAGGAAACUUUUUAUUAAUAAAAUUAGACUUAAUAUCAAGAAAAUUUAUAUUAUCCAUCAACUGGAUGUCAAAAUUUUUAACUAUUUUGUGGAAAAAUCUAUAGAAGUUUAGAUAUUAAAACUUUACUACACUAUAAAACGAAAUAACCUGCAGCAAUUAAUAUAAUUUCCGAAAUUAAGUUGGAAUUUCUGGAAUCGUUGUGGUAAUAUUCAUACUAUUUACUGUUAAACUAACUCUGACAUUCGCUUCGAUAACCAAGUUAACAUCUUCAGAGAAUAGUAGAGGAAACUACCUUCAGUCUCUGAAGACUCUUAAGUUCAUCAAUUGAACGAUAUAGCUUAAAACCAAGAUCGUAUUUACAAAACAGUCAAUCAGUCUUUGAAUCGCUCAAUUUUUUUCAUGUUCGAGUAGUGUCUGCCGUGAGGAUGUUGAUCUUGAACUUCUGUGGGUUCUAGUGCUCAGAAAAGACGUGCCUUGGUAGCUGGUUCUACAGGCUUGUACUUCUCCAAAGAAAGGAGACCCGAUACUUUGAAGUGGUCUUGCAAAAACUGCUCUAGGCGGUACUGAUAGUAGUCAUCUGUUCCUGUCUACGGAUUUGACUGGUUAACAUCAAACGUUUCUGAAGUGUGUUCAUCGAUAACCAAAACUCAAAGAGAUCAAAAAAAUGUGAUUUGGAUAGAAAGAAAAAUUAGUAACGUAUUGUUUGAGAAUACGUAUAAUAGAAUUGAUUUAAGCACAGCUUUUUCGAAAAAAAAAAUCAUUUUAUAUUUCAACGAGUCCCUUUUGAGAUUUGUACACUAUUCACAAUAAUUUUUUCAAUCUACUCUAAAUAAUAUUCGUACACGUUAUCAAAAUUCAGUAUUUCAUAGUUCCAUCGAUUAAUUAUUUCAUGAUUAGGUCAAUAAUCACCAGGGGUUAAGUCUGUAGAAUGGAGGUAUAAUUCGUAGCGGACUUCAGGUGGACGGUUUUUUUCAAACCUCAGUAAAUUAACCCAAUAAGUUGAUCUAUUAAUUGUUCAACCUUCUUGAAGGUAGUCAAUGUGAAUUAUAUCACGUGCUUUUAAACAAUGGUCUCAGUAACUUUAUUGCCUAACAAACCCACUCCAGUCUUCUUUUGCGACGAUACACCCUGAUAAAUCCUCUGUUGUUUCGACUACUGUUGCUUCCUAGGGUGAUCUGGUGGGUGUAACUUUCCUCGUGGAAUGAAGAACGUCAAACAUUCCUGCUAAUAAGUUUGGCGUAGUCGCCUUUUGUUAGUAACUAGGUACUAGAUCAAUACUGUGAGAGAUGAGUGAUCAAAGACAAGAUGAUGCCAAAACUUGCGACAGUUGUAGCAAGGAAACGGUGCAAUAGUUCAACUUUUAGAAGCAAACGAAGCACAUAUUAUUUAUAAUAACAAUUUUAUCAAAGAUUAUCAAAAAUUUCACGACGAACUUUUUUGGCAGGGUAUAUGUCAACUCUUGAAAUGUGAAGCUUGUUUUUAUCUGUAUAUAAAUAUGUAAUAAAUAACUUUAAAUUAUUCAGCUAGUACCUAAAGUAUUGUGAAACUGAAAAAAGGUUCAUGAUCAUUACAACUUAUAAUCAUCACAUGUUGGAUACUCUCCAAAAGACGUCAUUACUUCCAAUCAUUCGUCUUCUAGGCUGGUGGUUCUGAAUGUACCAACACGGAAUUGGAUUCAUCAAAGAAUAUAAAACACAAAUUCCAAUUCGGAAACAACCUUGUGAACGAUACAGUUGUCGACUAACAUGAUGUUAUACUUUUGCUAUUUGAUUGUCCAGCAAGUCUGUAAAUAUCCGCCUCAUCAUCAACACGUUUUUGUUUAGAAUCACCGUGAUUCGUUUCUUACUAAUUUCACCUUCACGACAUUGCUAUCACUCUUCUUUGAAAGCCUCGGUAGGGAGACAUUUAAAAAAUGGGCUGUCUCGUUAGCACUGAAGAUAUCUUCUAGACUGCACAAAAGGAAGGAAAAUCUGCUAUCCACUGAUUGCAUCUACAACUUGUCUGUAUAUCAUCUCGUCUUAAAACCUUCCAUAUUUUGCUUACUAACAAGUUUGAUUUGUGAAGCAAAUUUCUGUUUAUACCUAACCAAUUUUUGAUACUUUCUACAAUACAAUUUUCGAUAUGAAGGGAAUUCCGCAGGUCGGGCCCGUUGUAGUCAAACAACCAUAUCUUAAAUGAAUCUUCUACAAUAUCGUCAUCCCAUCUAGUGUUUGGUUGUAUCUGAUUUUAAUGCCUAUCGGUUGAGAUGCCACAAUUUUUUACAGUACAACUCGUCGAAACUUGCCGAUACCGCGCCGGUCGUCGUCUCGUCCGCAACACUUGUUCAGACGUGCAAAUUAAUACGACUUGUGAUGUAUGUGCUUGCCAGUUUCCAUAGAAAGAUCUAAUCUUCACUUUUUUUCGCAAUUUGGAAAUCGUUAGGAAUAUGUAGCUAGAUUUAGGUUAGGUUAGGUGUCUACGGAAACCAAAGGAGGACAUUUGUUAGUACUAUUCACAAGUAAGCUCAGCUACCACAACAAAAUUAUAGUUAUCCACUGUUUGCAGGUUUUUACUAAACUCAAAUAAUCUAGCGGGGGUGCCAACGCUGCCAGAAGAUUUAUUAUUCUUAGUUUCUUUUAGAUGUUCAAUGGCCUCUUCUGUUGUGUGGGUGAUGUUACUAGGGAGUCAUCGUGACAUUCUUCUAGUCAUUUCUCAUUGAGCACUAAUUUAAAGUGUAAAUCUUUUGAAAAACAUUCUGGUAAAUAGUGAGGAAAUAAUUGGAAAUGAAUGAGUAAUCAAUAAUUUUCAAAGUGCUUUUCUUCGUAUUUAAAACAAAAAAGUAUAUUUUACAGUUUGAAAAUAUAAGUAUGUACUGUUAUGUAUAACCUUUGUGAAGCUUUUCCAAAAUACACACUAUAUUUUAUGUAAAAUGUAUGCUUUAUAUUUUCUGUAUUAUAUUGUACAUUAAAGAUUAUUUACCGAAAAA